Trichosporon asahii var. asahii CBS 2479 is the source of this 1623-nucleotide messenger RNA. RefSeq names its product 26S proteasome regulatory subunit. Lineage: Eukaryota; Fungi; Basidiomycota; Tremellomycetes; Trichosporonales; Trichosporonaceae. The transcript is spliced from 2 exons. The record is from RefSeq and is a predicted model, not a curated record. Bases 1 to 1623 code for a protein of 540 amino acids. Gene Ontology annotation, molecular function: enzyme regulator activity. Gene Ontology annotation, cellular component: proteasome complex; proteasome regulatory particle, lid subcomplex. Gene Ontology annotation, biological process: ubiquitin-dependent protein catabolic process; regulation of protein catabolic process.
AUGACGACGGAGAAGAAGGACCCCAAACUCGACCCGAGGGACAAGAAGGACGGCGAGAAGACCGCCGACGAGGACAAGAAGGACGAGGUCGUCGAGGAGAAGCCCGAGCCGCUGAGCGUCGAGGAUGAGAUCCUCAACAACCUCCAGCUCAUCGGAAGAGCUGUGUCGACGAUUGAGCCGCGGUUUACGACUCGUGUCCUGCGCACACUGACGACGCUGCGGAAGCGACUCACGAAGCGCCAGCUCGCCGACGCCAUCACCCGCGCCUUCCCCAAGGGAUCCAAGGUCGGACAGCAGCUCAUUGCCUCGGACCUCUUCCAGGGUCUGCCUGAUACUGCUCCGGAGGCUGAGGCGGAGUCGAUGGACGUCGACGAGACCCCGAAGGAUGGCAAGAAGGACGACUCGAAGGACGCCAAGGACGGCAAGGACUCGAAGGAGGGCAAGAAGGACGCCGUCGCGAAGAAGUACCAGCCGCCCGUGGACCAGACCGGCGAGCUCAUCCCCGAGGGCGUCAUGUACCUCCGUCUUCUGAUCAUUCUGGCCGGUAUCGACGCGGGCCUGAUCGAGAACGCGGGCGCGUUUGCGCUCGAGACGACGGAGCAGAUCCAGGCUGCGAACCGGAGGACGAUGGACCAGAUCGCGGCCAAGGUCUACUUCUAUCUUGCGCGGUGUUACGAGCUCGAGGGCCGGCUGGCCGAGCUGCGUCCGACGCUGCUUGCUGUUCGCCAAACCGCCAAGCUGCGCAAGGACGAGAACCUCGAGAUUACCGUCAUCAACCUCCUGCUCCGCUCCUACCUCGCCUCCAAUCUCUACGACCAGGCCGACAAGCUCCUGUCCAAGAUUGAGAUGCCGACGAGCAGCAACACGGCGCAGACGGCCCGCUGGCUCUUCUACACUGCGCGUCUCCGCGCCGUCCAGCUCAACUAUGCCGGAGCCGCCGACCUGCUGCUGACGGCCAUCCGCCGCGCGCCCAAGGACGAGGUUGCGCCUGGAUUCGUGCAGAUUCUGCACAAGUUCUACAUCGUCACCGAGAUGCUGACGGGCCGUAUCCCGGACCGGGCCAUGUUCCGCCGUCCCGUGCUGCAGGCCGCGCUCGCGCCAUACUUCCAGAUCGUGCAGGCCGUCCGCGUGGGCGACGUCGCCGCGUUCCAGCGCGCCUUCACGACGCACGAGCAGGCCUUCCUCGCCGACAGCACGCACUUCCUCAUCCUCCGCCUGCGCCACUUUGUCAUCCGCACCGCGCUCCGCACCAUCACGCUCGCCUACAGCCGUAUCUCGCUGCGCGAUGUGUGCCUCAAGCUCGGCCUCGACAGCGAGGAGGACACCGAGUACAUCGUGGCCAAGGCGAUCAAGGACCGCGUCAUUGACGCAACGAUCGACCACAAGGGCGGAUACAUGCAGAGCAAGAGCAAGAAGAACAUUUACGAGACGUCCGAGCCCCAGGAGGAGAUCAAGCAGCGCGUCAAGUACGUGCUCGACAUGCACCGCGAGGCGCUCCAGGGCAUGCGCUUCAGCGGCAAUGUGCACCGGAAGGAGCUCGAGACGGCUGCCGACGCGCGGGAGCGCGAUCGCGAGAUUGCCCAGCUGAUCCAGGAGACGGAGGAUGAUCUGGAUGACAUGUAG